UGGGGUUUUGGUUUCAUUUCUGCUGGUGCCAGGAGCAGGAAUGGAGCAGCCACUGUGCCUGGUGCGCAACGGGCCCAACGGGAAGUUGAGCCUCAAUCCCAAGGUGCUGAAGGUGCUGCGCGGCAUCUGGCAGCCCGUGGUGGUGGUGGCCAUUGCCGGGCGCUACCGCACCGGCAAGUCCUUCCUCAUGAACCGGCUGGCACAGCGGCGCACCGGCUUCCCCCUGGGCCACACGGUGCAGGCGCACACCAAGGGGAUCUGGAUGUGGUGCCUGCCGCACCCGCGCCGGGCCGACACCACCCUGGUGCUGCUGGACACCGAGGGGCUGGGGGACCCCAACAAGGGUGACAGCCGUAACGACGCCUGGAUCUUCACGCUGGCGCUGCUGCUCUCCAGCACCCUGGUGUACAACAGCACCGGCACCAUCGACCAGCAGGCGCUGGACACCCUCGGGGUGGUGACGGCGCUGACGGAGCGCGUGCGGGUGCGGGCAGGGGACAGCGGGGACACGGUGGCGGCCGACUUCGUGCACUUCUUCCCCGGCUUCAUCUGGGCCGUGCGGGAUUUCGUGCUGGAGCUGUCGGUGGACGGGCGGCGCGUCAACGAGGACGAGUACCUGGAGCACGUGCUGCGCCUGCGGGACCGGUACGGCGGCGGUGGUGCCACAGGGCUGAUUUGGGGGAGCAGCCGCGUGGUGCAGGAGCAGAACGAGCUGCGGCGCUGCCUGCGCAACUUCUUCCCCAACCGCAAGUGCUUCGUGCUGCCGCCGCCGGCCGAGCCCGAGGCGAUGACGCGCCUGGAGGAGCUCGAGGAGGGGCAGCUGCGCCCCAGAUUCCUGCAGCAGGCCGACGCCUUCUGCCGGCACAUCUGGGACACGGCCCCGGUGAAGGCGCUGCCAGGGCGGGCGGCGGUGACGGGCAGGAUGCUGGCGAGCCUGGCGGAGAGGUACGUGGAGGCCAGCAGCAGCGGCGUGCUGUGCCUGGAGAGCGGUACGGCGCUGGCGGCGGCCGAGAACAGGGCAGCGGUGGCGGCGGCGGUGGCCGAGUACCAGCAGCUCAUGGAGCAGGAGCUGAAGCUGCCACGGCCUCGCAGGAGGAGCUGGGGACGCGCACCAGCGCUGCAAGGGCCGUGCCCUCAACCUCUUGCAAUGGCGCGUGUGUCCUUUGCUGACACGGAGCAGCGCUACCAGCUCCAGCUGAUGGAGCAGCAGGCGCUGCUGCAGGAAGGCUUCAAGCGGGAAGGCCGAGGCGCUGGGGGAGCAGAUCCGGAGGCUGCGGGAGGAGAAGGAGGAGAUGAAGAAGCCAUCGUGGCGCCAACGGUGCUGACGGGCUCGGCAUUGCCGCCCAAAAUCUCCUGUGCUCGGCAUCACGCUGAAACCUUCCUGCCAGUCCUGGAGCGGGUGGUGGUGCUGAGGGCCAGGGCGGGGGUGCCGAGCCCCCUCCGUGUGCCGCAGGAGCACCGGGCGCUGCUGCAGGAAGGCUUCAAGCAUGAUUCCGAGGUGCUGAGGGAGCAGAUCCAGAGGCUGCUGGAGGACAAGGAGGAGAUGAAGAAGCCGUCGUGGCGCCAACAGGCGCUGGACGGGCUCGGCAUCGCCGCCGAUAUCUUCCUGCCGGGCCUGACGCGGGUGGCGGUGUCGGGGGCCCUGCGGCUGAUCCGGCGCGUGCUGUGACCUCGCUGCAACUCCAAUAAU
Molecule: messenger RNA, 1690 nt
Organism: Anas platyrhynchos (mallard)
Lineage: Eukaryota; Metazoa; Chordata; Aves; Anseriformes; Anatidae
Source: RefSeq, a predicted model, not a curated record